AUGAACAAAGUUUUGAAAUCUCAUAAACACAAUAUCUCCGAUAUAAAUGAACUUCAAGCUACAUUAAAUAGUAAAGCUGACAAGAACCAUACACAUAAAUCCUUCACUACUGUUGCUAUAGAAAGUAUUGAAGGAACUGGUGGGGAUACAUUAUAUUAUAAACCUCCUAACUUUCCACAAGGUUUAACAUCGAAUGAAAACAUAACAACGACGAAAGGCAUUAGCUGUAAAAAUGUUUAUGUCAUGGAUGAUGAAAAUAAUGUUAAAUUCACUGCUCAAGAUUUAUAUGAUAAGAAAGCAGAUAAAACUUAUGUUAACGAUGAGUUAGAGAAGAAGGCGGAUAUGGAAUGGACAUCGGAGACUUUUAAAGUUAAAGCUGAUACAGGAUGGGUUUCAGGAUGUUUAGACCUUAAAGCAGAUAAAACUUAUGUUAACGAUGAGUUAGAGAAGAAGGCGGAUAUGGAAUGGACAUCGGAGACUUUUAAAGUUAAAGCUGAUACAGGAUGGGUUUCAGGAUGUUUAGACCUUAAAGCAGAUAAAACUUAUGUAGAUGAAAAUUAUGCAAAGAAGUCGGAAGUAAAUGAUGUGAUUACAAGCAUGAAAAAUGAAAUACUUCAAACAUUAUAUCCUGUUAGUUCUAUUUAUACGUCAAUGAACUCAACAAAUCCAGCAAGUGUUUUAGGUUUUGGUACAUGGAAGCAGAUUGUAGACAAAUUCUUAUAUUGUACUAACUCUUCAAAGCAAGCAGGAGGUUCAAAGAAAAUUAAAGAAGCAAACCUUCCGCCGCACACUCAUACAGGAACGACAAACUUUUCUGGCGACCAUAGCCACUCAUUAAGAGACCACCCAUUAUACAACUCAGAGUAUGAAGCUGGCCAUGACGUUUUAUCUCCAUCUUAUAACAAUUCAGCAAAAAAGAUUUUUCGACCAACUGAACCGGGAGGAAAUCAUGUCCACACUUUCACAACAAAUCCAACAGGCUCGGGUGCAGAUUAUAUGCCACCAUUUGUGACUAUAUUCGCAUGGUACCGCGUUCAAUGA
Trichomonas vaginalis G3 is the source of this 1041-nucleotide messenger RNA. Its product is annotated as phage tail repeat-like family. The transcript has a single exon. The record is from RefSeq and is a predicted model, not a curated record. Lineage: Eukaryota; Parabasalia; Trichomonadida; Trichomonadidae. The coding region runs from base 1 to 1041 and encodes 346 amino acids.